This is a messenger RNA of Camellia sinensis, 1160 nucleotides long. Lineage: Eukaryota; Viridiplantae; Streptophyta; Magnoliopsida; Ericales; Theaceae. The record is from RefSeq and is a predicted model, not a curated record.
CCUUCAGUGCGUUGAAAACGCUAGAACUAUCGGACAUGCCCGCAUUGACACAUUUGUGGAAGGGUCCUACUCAACUUGUACGGCUCCGCAACCUCACUUUUCUAAAAUUGGAGAGAUGUGAUAAACUGGAAAGCAUGUUCUCAUUAUCCAUAGCCAGAGAUCUGAUGCAACUAGAGAUACUUCGUGUAUCUGAAUGUAGUAUGUUGGAAGUACUUAUUUCGAGUGAAGAAGAAGGAGAUGAAAAUGAGAUAGCAUCAACAACAACAGAAGCAACAGAUAAAAUUGUGUUUCCUAAACUUGAGGACUUGUAUCUCCAUGACCUGCCAAGUUUUACUUCAAUCUGCAAGGCUAUGAAUGGAAUUGAGUUGCUGCAAUUGAACACGCUGAAACUCAGCCAGAUGCCAAAGCUCAAUAGUUUUUGUAAUACUUCGGAUAGCAAUUACGAUACUACUCAACCUCUUUUCAAUAAGGUGGCCUUCAGUGCGUUGAAAACGCUACGACUAUGGGAAAUGCCCGCAUUGACACAUUUGUGGAAGGGUCCUACUCAACUUGUACAGCUCCGCAACCUCACUUUUCUAAAAUUGGAGAGAUGUGAUAAACUGGAAAGCAUGUUCUCAUUAUCCAUAGCCAGAGAUCUGAUGCAACUAGAGAUACUUCUUGUAUCUGAAUGUAGUAAGUUGGAAGUACUUAUUUCGAGUGAAGAAGAAGGAGAUGAAAAUGGGAUAGCAUCAACAACAACAGAAGCAACAGAUAAAAUUGUGUUUCCUAAACUUGAGGACUUGUAUCUCCAUGACCUGCCAAGUUUUACUGCAAUCUGCAAGGCUGUGAAUGGAAUUGAGUUGCUGCAAUUGAACACGCUGAAACUCAGCCAGAUGCCAAAGCUUAAUAGUUCUUGUAAUACUUCGGAUAGCAAUUACGAUACUACUCAACCUCUUUUCAAUAAGAUGUUGGCAAGUUGCGAUGGUGGUGGUCUCUAUGUGAUGAGAGGCACGAUGGUGAUAGGUUAUUGUAAUGGUGGUGAUUACGGGAUGGUGGCGGUAGUGAUGGACUGGGAAAGUGAAACGGCAAUAGCAGCAACGGCGGAGCAACGGAGAAAAGUUGCAAAGGAGGGUGGUGAUGGCUAUAACGACGGAAUGAACGAAGAAGAAGGAGAGCGAUGA